AUGAACUCGUUGACCUCUAACACGUCGCUUAAUGGCACUCCCGUGAACGAGGCGCCUGUCGCAAGCUCCGAGCCGGUGAACAUGUUCGAGACGAUGGUGGCCAAUCCUAUAAAAGUGUCUCGGUUGCAGUCCAAUGGAGUUCUGACGGGGGCUGCGGCCAAUACCAAGUCUAUCCAUUACUCGCUGGCGAACUUUAAUGUGUUUCAAUUGCUGCCCAAGGAAACAGCGCGAGGCGUAGACGAUUUGACUAGAAUGGAGAUGGCUUUAUUGAGUGAGAUUCCGGAGGAAAUCAAAUGGUCCUUGAAAAAGUAUCUUACGUACAGUAACAAGGCGCCGUACAUGAUCAGCUUGCGGACGUUACCGGACCUGUUGCCGCUUUUCAAGACGUUUAUAUUGCCCCUGGAGCGGAUCGUGGAGGGGCUUAACCAGUCCUCUAUAUGCGAUUCGGACGCGAUGGACUCUUUGCAGAUGGGCUUGAACGCCUUGCUGAUCUUAAGAAAUUUGGCCCAGGACACUGACUCCGUCCAGGUGCUGGUUAAAGAUGCGGAAAUCAAAUCGUUCAUUCUCUUCGUGUUGAAGAAGUUUCAGUGCGUCGCCACAGGAGACAACAAGUGGCAACUGUACGAAGGUAAUGCGACUUUUUUCAACGAAUUGACCCAUUACACUCUGGACUUGAUGGAAGCGAUAUCCUCGUAUAUUGCGCCUGCCAUGAAGGACGACCAUUAUUUCCAAACGCUAGUGUCCAUCCUGAACUACACUAAGGACAGAUACAUGGUUAUUUCCAUACUAAGGUCUCUUUCGAGGUUACUGGUUAGGUCCAAAGCUAAUGAAGAGAGCGCGGCCGACAAUUUGGACCACAAGACUUUGUCGUUAAUCGUUUCCUUUUUACUGGUGGAGUGUGAUAGUGAACUAAUUAUUGCAUCGUUGGAUUUCCUCUAUCAAUACGUCUUGCCCGGUUCUCAGAGAAUCACAGAACUGUUCAAGAGUAAGGAAUGCUCUUUGAUACUGGAGGCCACGCUUCCCAACUUGCUAUCGUACAAUAUUGCCACGCCAGACUAUAACUCUUUGCAAAGGCACAAGAUCAAGUUAGUGAAGCGUUUGAAGCCUCCCGCACCCAAAGAGCCACCCAAUCUAUCAGACGAACUGUUCCAACAGCUGUUCAAACUUAAUGAGCCCCUGAGGUCGACCACCUGGUUGAGGUGUUGCUUUGAGCCCGUGCAAGAGGCAGAGUUUACACAAAUAUCACUUUGGAGAUCAUAUGAAUCCAAGUUCGGUCAGCUUGUCCGUGAAUCCGGACGGAAACUGCUACCUGCUGUGGAGUUCAUCAAAAACGUUUCCAAUGCUUUCAACAACGCCGCCGCUAUCGUGAUUACCGACCCAGUGACGGGGAAGAAGAGAUUUGUGAUCAAGGGCAUCCGGCCAAGAUUCAAGCCCCUGAGCAUUGUAGAUGGCGAAAGAGAAUCGCAAGUUCCCAUCUCGGCAUUAAAAUCCAAGUUUUUGAACGACUCUGAAGAAAUUACACCUGCAAGACAAAAUAGCAUACCUGACAUAAAGUUCCCCCAAGAGCUAUCAGAUGUCUCGAAAGUCGCAUGUACAUUCCUGUGUCUUUUGUCCAACGACACAAAUGAUGGCGUCGGCUCCGCAUUUUGUCAGCGCAUCAGACCGUUGGUUUUACACAAAUUGGCAGAUAUUCCACCCUUAACAUUGGCAUUGUCAGAAUACAUGGGAAACACGUCGGGAUUAUGA
Saccharomyces kudriavzevii IFO 1802 is the source of this 1746-nucleotide messenger RNA. It is a transcript of the gene RSC9, whose product is annotated as Rsc9p. NCBI's taxonomy places the organism in Eukaryota, Fungi, Ascomycota, Saccharomycetes, Saccharomycetales, Saccharomycetaceae. Gene Ontology annotation, molecular function: DNA binding. Gene Ontology annotation, biological process: regulation of DNA-templated transcription. The record is from RefSeq and is a predicted model, not a curated record. The transcript has a single exon. The coding region runs from base 1 to 1746 and encodes 581 amino acids.